Messenger RNA from Synchiropus splendidus (mandarinfish), 2401 nucleotides. It is a transcript of the gene cbx7b, whose product is annotated as chromobox homolog 7b. Bases 224 to 1114 code for a protein of 296 amino acids. NCBI's taxonomy places the organism in Eukaryota, Metazoa, Chordata, Actinopteri, Syngnathiformes, Callionymidae. The transcript is spliced from 6 exons. The record is from RefSeq and is a predicted model, not a curated record. Gene Ontology annotation, biological process: negative regulation of transcription by RNA polymerase II. Gene Ontology annotation, cellular component: PRC1 complex.
GGUCACGAGUGGCCCCGGGAGCGCGCGGCGCUGUGUGCAGAUGUGUCGCAGAUUCUGUAAAGUCACUGGGCGAACGGAAGAGCUCGUCGAUGGACACGGCACCGGCUCAAUGGAGCGAAAACGAGACACCGUAGGCGCCGUUCGCCGGGGGCCGGCUGCUGUCUGUCGCGGCUGCAGCUCCAUCUGACUGCGGAGCUGCUUCCAGGGGCGGCGGCGAGCAGCGAUGGAGCUGUCCGCUAUCGGAGAACAAGUAUUCGCUGUGGAGUCCAUCCUCAAAAAAAGAGUUCGGAAGGGAAACGUAGAAUACCUGCUGAAGUGGAAAGGUUGGCCUCCAAAAUACAGUACGUGGGAACCAGAGGAGCAUAUCCUGGACCAGCGGUUGGUGCAACUGUACGAGGAGAAAGAGCAGCGGGACAAAACUCCCGGCCACAGAAAGAGAGCAUCAAAAACCAGAAGAUUCAUUCUGCAGGAUAGGACCUACACCAUGGACCUGCGCAGCGCUCACAAGCCGGCGGAGCAGCCGCCGCCUCGGCUGCGCCUCUCCCUGACCCGGACCCGAGACCCGGAGGAAGACGAGGACCCCAACUACAAUCCCCGCCGACCAAAGCUGGCUCACCGUAAAACUAAACACAGGAGCACGCACGCCCGACGCAUCCCGGCAAGUCCAACUCAAGAUGACUGGAGUACGAGAGAUGAAGCAGAAGAAGAGGAAGAGGAAGAAGAGGAGGAGGAGGAGGAGGAGGAGGAGGACCAGAUGGAGGAGGAAGAAAAGGAUGAUGAAGAAGGGGAUGGGGAACGGGAUGAGGAGGUAGAGGCAGAGGGAUGUGACCAGGAUGCAGAAGACAAUGAACCGUCAGAUGAAGAGGAGGAGCUCCAAAUAGGAAAUACAGAUCAGACAAGUGAAAUGAAUGAAGACCAGACCGAACACCGAAAAGGGAGAAGGAGCGCGUGGGAAUCCUCCUCCGCAGCAGAGAAGCUGGACAUCAUCUGGAGCCCCAUCUUCUCUCCUGGAGAGGUGACGGUCACAGACGUAACUAUUAAAUCUCUGACGGUGACCUUUAAAGAGUCGACGGAGGCCAAAGGUUUCUUCAGAGACUGGGACCUGGAGGUGUGACUGGCUUCCAGUCUGGCCAGUGGAUGUUUACAUGAAACUUGAAAAAUAACAUUUUCUACAUGAUGGAAUGGCGAUGCUCCGCUCGCUCAGUUGAGAAAGGAGAGAAGUUAUUUUGUCAAAAAGAGCAUGAAAUCUGUGGAAUACUGGAGAGCGGCUCUGGCAGCACUAACUGUAGCUUCUUGUCCACAACAUGACACUGACUGGAUGUUGGAGGAGGGAUUUCAGACGUAAAAUAACACCUGACCUUUACUUUGGAUCAUCCAGUGGCCAGUGCUGUUCUUGUAUUUGUGAGUAAAACAGUGACUCUGUAAUCGGCUGGUCUUGAUAGAUGAGCUUCUCUCAUCACGCAGGGGACGUUUUGAUCCUGUUCAAGAGAACAGUGGACAUGUUUGGGUGUGGGACGCACUCAGAUGCCAUGAAUGCUUGAAAGGAUGAAGCUAGUCCAAGCAGUAUUCCACUCUCCGGUCCUCUGAUACAUUUGCUUGUUAGGUCACAGACGACGGUGUCGCAUGAUCAGAAAACGUCUUCUUCGUGAAUGAAAAUGCAGCUGCUUGACUGAGAGAAGAGCCUUCAUCCCUGUAGCACCUUUGUGUCCCACAUGUCCAUAGUCAGGAGAAGCAUGGCUUCUUCCAAUUUGGGCAAGAAUACUUCUUGACCUGUUUGAUUUUAGGAAGCAGAUGCAGAUCCCUUGUUUUCCUCACCUGGGUUGUCAGGUCAUUUGAAAUGUGUCAAAGGUGAAAAGAGGGACAUGAAGUGCCUGAUGCUGACGAGAUUUGACCCACGACAGAAGAAAGACAAUCGUAAAGUCAAGCAUCUACUUGUACAUUAAAACAACCGCAAAACUACACAUGAGCGUUACACAAACGAAACGCGACAGGAUUGUGAACUUUGGACGGGUGACAAAUAAAUGUAUACAUAAUUAUUAUUUUUCUACAUUUUAUAUGUCAAAAUUGUCGUAAUAUCGGUUGCUAUGACGACGUGUAUUCGUACAAGUUCUGUGUCGUCGUCCAGCGUGUUGCUAACGAUUCAACCGUCACGUGCGUCCACUAUCGAGAAGACCCGGAUUGAAAUUAUGAGACCUUCAUCUCUGACUUAUUAAAGUUCACACGCACAAGUUUGUUUCGUUCGUUUUUCAGACGUGAUAGUCGACAACCGGCUUGCUACAUCUUCUCAGUGAUGCUACGUUAAUAACUGUAGCAUAUUCAUUUUUAAAAUGCUGGUACAAGUCAAUGUUAUUUUGUAAAACAUAAAUGGGUUUGGCAUAAACAUUUGAAGUGCAAAAUAAAG